Molecule: messenger RNA, 540 nt
Organism: Homalodisca vitripennis (glassy-winged sharpshooter)
Lineage: Eukaryota; Metazoa; Arthropoda; Insecta; Hemiptera; Cicadellidae
Product: WASH complex subunit 3-like
Exons: 2
Source: RefSeq, a predicted model, not a curated record
GUUCCUACUGCUUUAAAAAAAUGGAAGCUGCAACCAAGUACAAGCAAGGCUUUUAAAAGUUCCCGGACUUCAAAAUUAGUAGAGAUGGCAACAAGUCGAGAAGUGAGGGAGCCUCGUGCAGCAAACACCAAAGCUGCUGAUUUUUUAAAGGAAUUCAAGAAUUCUGGAAAUUACGAAGAGCCCUUAUUUAGUGAUGACAGUAACGACAGUGAUAAGUAUCGUCCACCUUUUGGAGGCAAGCAGCUGGCCAGACUCAUCGUGGAGGCUCUUGACGGGUUGGGCGCCUUGACUGCUGCGGCCAAGAAGGUUGAGAUUGCUCCUGACUCCUGUACUGCCGUCCCCCCGCCGAUGGCGCCGCUGCCGCCGUCACUACUGCCGCCGCCACCACCCUCACUACCGCCGCCGCCGCCGCCACCGUCACUACCGGCGCCGCCAACCACCGUCACCGUCACCGCGAACAGACUCUCUACAGCUGACUCCAGAGCCCCCGAUGCCGACUAUAUCAGUCGUUCUAGUAUCAAAACAAGACACAUCACUUGA